Molecule: messenger RNA, 1859 nt
Organism: Pseudonaja textilis
Lineage: Eukaryota; Metazoa; Chordata; Lepidosauria; Squamata; Elapidae
Gene: TCN2
Product: transcobalamin 2
Biological process (GO): cobalamin transport
Molecular function (GO): cobalamin binding
Source: RefSeq, a predicted model, not a curated record
AGAUCGGAGAUCGUAUGACAAAGAGUAAACAAGGAGCCCAGGGAAAGAGGCUCUCUCUCUUCAAUGCAGCUUCUGGCUCCUUCUGAGAAUUCAAAAGAAGACUCCGUAGGAAGGAAUCAACGGCCGGUACAAUUAAGACUUGGAGAGGAUGCCGUGAUGCCCCGGACCACUCCUUGAGGUGAUCAGUAAUCUGGCAUUCCUGAAGAGAAAGCUGCUUGGGACAGGCCACGCCGUUUUCCUGCCUUGGUCUCCGUCGGGAUGGUUUUUCCGUGGCUCCGACUUCCCUUCCUUCUCCUCUUCCAUCUCCUGUUUGCGUCAGCCCAGCUGUGCGAAAUCCCUGCAGGAGCCCUUGAGCUCAUCCAGACCCUGAAUUCGGACCUCCUAAAGGUGGCGGGAGAUGGGUCCCAGGAGCCAAACCCCAGCCUCUAUUUGGCCCUUCGACUCUCCAGCCAGCACAACCUGGAGAAGGAAAGGGAGUAUCUCAACCGACUGACAGACGUCUUUCAGCCUCAAAGCAGUAGCCCUGGGAUGCCUUCUGAGCUCAACCGCCGGAAGAAACCUGGGACAGGAGAGCUGGCAUUAUACCUCCUGGCACAGCGGGCCGCUUGUCAGGACAUGGAUACCCCAGAGAGGAACCGAAUGGUGACCCGGUUGAAGCUUCUCCUGAAUAAAGAAAUGAAGCAGAUUGGUCACAAGGAGAAAGGCCACCCCAUCACCAACUAUUACCAAUACAGUUUGGGGAUCCUGGCUUUGUGCAUUCACAACAAGAGGACCGAUCCCGAAGUGAUCUGGAAGCUGCUGUCGGCUGAACACAACGGCAGGUUUUAUCACCACCAGACACUCUCCGUAGACACGGAAGCCAUGGCCGGCUUGGUUUUUGUCUGCUUGGAACAAAGCCCUUCAUACCCCCACAACCUCCAGGUUGGCGUGCGCAGAGCCAUGAAACGAGCGAAAGCAAAGAUCCUGGAAGCUCGGACUCCCGACGGGGUUUAUGGGAACAUCUACAGCAGCCCCCUGGCAGUGCAGUUUUUGAGUGCUGUCGGAAUGAGGCAGAACCAACAGGAGUUCUCCAGCGGCAUGGCGGCCCUGAGGCAGAGACUGGAACGGGGAGACUUCCAGAACAACGUGAUCCGGUCACAGCUGCUGCCUGCCUUGUAUUGCAAGAGUUAUGUGGACAUUGCCAGCAUGGCGUGCCAAACUCAGACAGACAGUUUCAUCCCGGAUCUUUCCCUGUCGAAACCUCUGGGGAUCGAUCUGACACGGAAUAUCUCUAUCCGGCUAGAAGUCAGGAACGCCUUUCAGUUACUGUACCAAAAUGUCCUGGUGGUUCCUUGGGGAUCGACUCUUCUAGACGUCCUGGAAGCCGCAGCCAAAGACGUACUCCAGCCUUUGAGGUAUGAGACCCAGAAAACCCUCUCCGGCCCCAUGCUGACGGGAGUGAUGGGAGAGAGGCCACAAGAAGGCGAACGCAGAUAUUGGAGGAUUCUGCGGCAUCCCAACAGCAGUUUGGACCAAGGUAUUGCUGAAUACACCCCACAAGAUGGAGACCACAUUAUUUUGAAGAUGACCUCUUGGUAGAGACAGAUUCCUACCCCUGGGCAGGCCCGGCUGUCUCUUCACGAACGACGGGCAUAUCUACGGACUUGUCCUGGGAGAUUUGCAGCACGUUCUUUUCCUCGGCCUCUUUAACCUUGAGGACUAGGAUCUUGGGUUUUUUCUUUUUUUAAAAAAGGCCUCUUUUUAUUUCAGUCCAAAGUCCAGCGAUGUUUAAAAAAAAGAAAGAAAGAAAGCACGAACCCAACAACCUACAAAACGUAAGCACGGCCUACAAAAAAAGUAAAAUUUUGUUAAAAUUGAAA